Molecule: messenger RNA, 1049 nt
Organism: Musa acuminata AAA Group (dessert banana)
Lineage: Eukaryota; Viridiplantae; Streptophyta; Magnoliopsida; Zingiberales; Musaceae
Product: actin-related protein 7-like
Exons: 6
Coding region: 1-741 (246 amino acids)
Biological process (GO): anatomical structure morphogenesis
Cellular component (GO): nucleus
Source: RefSeq, a predicted model, not a curated record
AUGAAGGUUAGUUAUAAUCUUAUUGGCAUCACAUCAAAAGAAUGGUUCGGAGUUGAUGAAGAUAUUGCACCAGUUUGUGAAGGUGCUGUUCAGCACAUAGCCUCAAAAAGGUUUCAAAUUGGGGGAAUUGAUUUGACUAACUUACUAACACAAGAACUUUGCAAAUCCAAUACCUUAAUGAACAUCGACAUUUCUGAGGUUGAGAAGUUGAAGGAGCAAUAUGCACGGUGUGCAGAAGAUCAAGUUGCCUUUGGUGAGACCCAAAGAACAUGGCCUAAAGAGACGCACACCCUUCCUGAUGGUCAGUGUUUGUCAUGUGUUGCAUGGUAUUUGCAUACUAUAACUAUUGGACGGGAGGGCUAUAUUGUUGGGGAAGCUCUAUUUCAACCAUCAAUUUUGGGCUUAGAGGAGUAUGGGAUAGUUGAGCAGCUGGUUCGCAGCAUCUCAAGCGUUUCUUCUGAGAACCUACGUCAACUACUUGAAAAUACCAUGCUUUGUGGUGGUACAGCAUCUAUGUCUGGUUUUGAAGAGCGGUUCCAAAAGGAAGCUAAUCUAUGCUCUUCAUCCAUUCGACCAUCACUUAUUAAGCCACCAGAAUACAUGCCAGAGAACUUAUCCAAGAAUUCAGCCUGGAUGGGUGGUGCUAUAUUGGCUAAAGUUGUUUUCCCUCAAAACCAGCAUGUCACCAAGGGAGAUUAUGAUGAGACGGGACCGGCAAUUGUUCACAAGAAGUGCUUCUAGUUGUAAAUUGCCAGCAUAGUAUAGGCUGCUAUCUACUAAUCCGCAUACGUGCUAAUCAAGAUUAUUCUAUUUGUAGCACUUAUGUUUUCGCAAUUACUUUGGCAAUUCUAGAAAGUAGAGACAAGCAUCUGAUUCUCUUAAGCAGAUAUCCUCCUUUCAGGUAAAAUAUCUUAUGGGAAAUGAGUGUGUGCCAAAAGGUAAAGCUCAUUCAAGAUUUGGCUUGCUCUUAUGAGACUGAACGAGUGUACAACAUUCUACUAAUCACCCGGAAUGGGUUACAUGCUCAAAUAUUUAGCAUGGACUAGGUA